AUGUUUAUCACAACAACGGAGUGGGCGUCGGAGUGGGGGGGAGCCAAGGCCAAAGACUCGCGCACGCCCUUCCGCCGCCUCCCCUUCUACUGCUGUGCGGUCUCCUUUACCCCGUUCGAGGAUCCAGUCUGCUCCCCAGAGGGUCACGUCUACGAUAUCGUUAACAUCGUGCCGUACAUUCAGAAGUUCAAGCAUAACCCGGUUACCGGCAAGCCCCUUGCUCUCAAGGACCUGAUCAAGCUUCACUUCCACAAGAACGCUGACGGCGAGUAUCACUGCCCGGUUUUGAAGAAGGUGUUUACCGAGUUUACCCACAUCGUGGCUGUCAAGACAACCGGCAACGUGUUCUGCUACGAGGCAAUCAAGGAGCUGAACGUGAAGCCCAAGAACUGGAAGGAGCUACUGACGGAUGAGCCCUUCACACGUGCUGACAUCAUCACCAUUCAGGACCCAAACAACCUGGACGCCAAUGUGCUCACUGAGUUUGACCACGUGAAGCAGAACCUCGCAGCUCCCAAGGAAGGCGAAGGCAGUGCAGCAGCGUCAGGGGUGAACGCAGCUGUAUCAGAGAGCAUUCAGCGUGUUCUGGCAGCCCUUCCCAAGAACGACGGAGAGGAGGCCGGAGUCGGUUCAUCCAAGGUAGGCUCAUCUGGUGCUGGGGUAGGCUCACAUCUGGGGUAG
This is a messenger RNA of Closterium sp. Yama58-4, 681 nucleotides long. Lineage: Eukaryota; Viridiplantae; Streptophyta; Zygnematophyceae; Desmidiales; Closteriaceae. The record is from the annotation of a GenBank genome assembly.